AUGAAACCGAUCUCACUAUCUGAUAUCCCAACAACCUAUGAGAGCACUGAAUCAGGUCUUUCUUCAGAGUAUUCAUCAGAAUUUUCAUCAGGAGAAGUAAUUUCAAUUCCGUCUCUGGAAGCAUCCUCUGAUUUGCCAGCAGCAGCACCUCAAGUUCCAGUAGUUCCAAAGCCAGUGGAGAAACCGCUGAAGCAGUUCAAGUUCUGGAAAGAUCUUCCUCCCCAAUUUCAGAAAGAUGUUGUAAAAAAGUUAGAUUAUAAAGCAAGAUGCUGUCUACGUAAAAGCUCAACAGCGAACCGUGAUCUCGUUGACAACUGUCCACUUCCAAUGUCUUAUAUCACAAUCAAAACCGACCGCACAUACAAUCCGAAAACCAAACAAUUAGAUGAGCAAGUCGUUUUCUCGGUGUUUGCGGAUAAUUGGAAAAGUGUCAAUUUACAUGGAGUUGACGACUUUCUGUCACUUUUCAAGAACCGAAGAUCUGUUGCUCAGAGUUGUUGGUUCGAUUGCUUUGAUGAGAACAAACCAUGUGUCGCCAGCUUCAUGACAGAGCUGGAGAAAGAAAUAAAGAUUCGAGGAGCCCAGAGCAAAAUCAGAGCAAGAAAAAUUCAAUGGAAUAAUAAUUACAAGAUCUCACUACCAAAAGGAAACAUAUCGAACCAGAAGAUCUCAUCAAGUCCGGACCCCGGAAUUCACUUCACAAAUAUACUCAACUGCUUCGAUUCGAAAUAUCUCAAAUCUUUGGAUCUCGUGAAAUCAAAUUUCACAUCUUCAACCAUAAACAUAUUGGCUAAAUCUUCACACUGGUGGCUCCUCAAAGAAAUAAAUUUGGAACUUCAACAGAAAACAAUGAUUGAUUUGUUCCUGACAGCUGAGAGGUUACUGUAUACCACUCAAACGUUCAAUGGUCAAGAUAUUUGGAAAGUAAUUCAGAGUUUUCAAUCAAGAGAUCUCCCUCGUGGAGCCCAUUUCCAGCUCACAGCACACAAACCAUGGGAUGUAGACGAAGUUCUGAAGAGUUUCCAAGUUCCUGUGAAAGAUGAACCCGUUGAGUCAAGAAGGAGUCCAUUCAUAAAACAUACACAACGGCUUACGACUAGGUCGGGAGAGUUGGUUUUGGUAGUGAAGCUGAACUCAGAAGUCGUUAGAGGCGUGAUUUGUCGAGCGAAUUGUAUCAAAGAAGAUUUCGGAAGCGACUCAUAA
Caenorhabditis remanei is the source of this 1203-nucleotide messenger RNA. RefSeq lists its product as uncharacterized. The record is from RefSeq and is a predicted model, not a curated record. The transcript is spliced from 5 exons. The coding region runs from base 1 to 1203 and encodes 400 amino acids. Lineage: Eukaryota; Metazoa; Nematoda; Chromadorea; Rhabditida; Rhabditidae.